Messenger RNA from Chenopodium quinoa (quinoa), 1235 nucleotides. RefSeq lists its product as uncharacterized. NCBI's taxonomy places the organism in Eukaryota, Viridiplantae, Streptophyta, Magnoliopsida, Caryophyllales, Amaranthaceae. The transcript has 2 exons. The coding region runs from base 501 to 1010 and encodes 169 amino acids. The record is from RefSeq and is a predicted model, not a curated record.
CGUGAGUUACUGAGUUGUACCUGAGUCCUCAAAAAAAUUAUUGCUUACCUUAUCACGAUUGUUUUUUAAGUUUGGUUUUUAAUUUUCAAAAGGCAAUUGAUUUAAAAUUUGCCAUACAAUAUGCAUGUAUUCAGUAAAAAUUCAAAAUUGAGAACUUCUGAUAAAAAAAAGGAAAAUUGGAAAAUAAUAAUCCAACUUUUAAGCGGUCUUCUUAAAACAGUUCCAACUUUAAUUUAACUCAGAAUAAUCCAACCUUUUCCACCCUUCUUCUUAUAUUGGUCCAAGGUGACUGGCAACCUAUCAAAACGGUUGGAACUUGCUGAGUCAACAUAAUUGCCACCUAAAUUCGUCCUUUUGCAUUCCUCUAAAAAAAAAAUGCUAACCACCAUUUAUUCUUCUCUAAUGUACUCUAAAACUUCCUAAAGUAUUUGCUGCCAUUGUUGUACGGAUAUGAAGCUUGCCCAAAGAGGAACGACUACAGUACAGGUACAGCAGUGGUAAUGGAUUCUGUAACUUUGAAAUAUUGGCAUGGUGGGUUGUUUAAGAAACACAGAAAUGAGUUAGUAUAUUAUGGUGGGCUAGGAAAAACAUUUGAUGUAGAUCCUGAUGAACUUUGCUGGUGGGACUUGGUUGACCUUGCAAAAAAUAUUGGGAAUUAUAGUAAGAUUGAUACACUAUAUUACCUCAUUCCUGGGAUGUCACUUGAAAGUGGAUUGAGAAAGGUGUAUGAUGACAAAGAGGUGUUGGAGAUGACUGAGAUUGUUAAGAAGCAAAAAUAUAUUCAGGUGUAUGUAGUACAUGGUGUUGAUGAGCAAGAACCUAUUGACUCUGUAUUCGAAGUAGAAGGGCCACAAUCAUCAUCUAUAAUAUCUGUACCUCAAACUAAGCCCACCGAGAAGAUAGUUGAGAAUCCCAUUCAUAAGCCCACAAAAAAGCCCAAUAAUAACUCCAGACCUAAGAAAUUAACUCCCAUGAUAGGACUGAUAGGUCCUAUUUUGCACAUGUUUUAGGUGGGUAUCUAAGCUCAUUUGAUUACAAAAUUAGAGAUCUUUGGUGCAUAUUUGCAUUAUUUGCUUAAGUUGUGCUCUACUACUCUUCGUUUGUGUGUUUUGAUGAAUUUCAGGCGAUUAAUAUGCAAAUGGAGUAUGGUUGGCUAAUAUUGAGUAUAAUAAUCAUGGAGUAUGAAAACAUAUUGCUUAAGAAUAUCAAAUCAUGUGUUCGAGACGAACUUGAGU